AACAGCCGCCGUCUCCCCGUCGGCCGAGAUUUACAUGCUCCUUUGCCGCUGUCGCCGGUGGUUAUCUGCCUUCGCUCCUCGAUCUUCCAUCUGCCGCCGUCGCCGCCUCUCCUCCAUCUUUCCGUCGCCGCCGGUUGCCGACAUGGGAAAGAGCGUCGCCCGUGGCGGUUCUUCCGAAGCUAAACCCAAGGAGAAACCCUCCCCAGUCUCAUCCCACAAAGACGAGGCCUACCUUGACGCCGUCAUCCAGAAGCGCGUCCGCCUUUUCGAGUCCAUCCAAGCCCAGCAGAAGGCGGAGCGGCUCGAUCUCGACGGGGAAUCCAUUAGAAUAACAUUGCCUGAUGGCACAAUCAAAGAAGGGAAGAAGUGGCUAACGUCACCCAUGGAUAUUGCUAAGGAGAUUUCGAGUGGGUUGGCAGCAAGUGCAUUAAUAGCUCAAGUAAAUGGAAUUCUCUGGGAUAUGACGAGACCUCUUGAGGGUGACUCAAACCUUAAGUUGUUUAAGUUUGAUGAUGCUGAAGGGCGUGACACCUUCUGGCAUUCUAGUGCUCACAUCCUUGGACAGUCCCUUGAGAUGGAGUAUGGGUGCAAGCUAUGCAUUGGGCCAUGUACUACACGAGGGGAGGGUUUCUACUAUGAUGCAUUCUAUGAUGAGUUGACAUUGAACGAGGAACAUUUUAACCAAAUUCAGUCUCGGGCAAGCAAAGCUGUUGGAGAAAAACAACCAUUUGAGCGAAUUGAGGUGUCCAGGGAACAAGCACUUGAAAUGUUUGCUGAAAACAAAUUCAAGGUCGAAAUCAUCAAUGAAUUGCCCGAGGACAAGACAAUUACUGUUUACAGAUGUGGUCCUCUAGUUGAUCUUUGUCGUGGGCCACAUAUUCCCAAUACAUCUUUUGUUAAAGCAAUUGCUUGUCUAAAGGCUUCAUCUUCAUAUUGGAGAGGGAAAUCUGAUCGCGAGAGCCUCCAAAGAGUUUAUGGUAUAUCUUUUCCAGAUUCCAAACGUCUCAAGGAAUAUUUGACCCAGCUAGAGGAAGCAAAGAAACGUGAUCACAGGAUAUUGGGACAGAAUCAAGAGCUUUUCUUUUUCCACCCACUUAGCCCUGGAAGCUGCUUCUUUCUUCCACAUGGAACUAGAAUUUACAACAAGUUAAUUGAGUUCUUGCGAGUACAAUACAGGGAUAGAGGAUAUCAGGAGGUUCUGUCACCAAAUAUCUACAAUAUGCAACUAUGGGAAACUUCAGGACAUGCUGCAAAUUACAAGGACAACAUGUUUGUUUUUGAGAUAGAGAAGCAAGAGUUUGGAUUGAAGCCAAUGAAUUGUCCUGGUCACUGCUUAAUGUUUGAGCACAGAGUUCGUUCGUAUAGAGAAUUGCCUCUUCGGUUGGCUGAUUUUGGUGUUCUGCACAGAAAUGAGCUUAGCGGUGCACUUACUGGUUUAACACGUGUGAGAAGGUUUCAACAAGAUGAUGCUCACAUAUUUUGCAGGGAGAACCAGAUUAAAGAGGAGGUCAAGAACGUUUUGGAUUUCAUUAGUUAUACCUAUGGUAUAUUUGGAUUUACAUUUGAGCUGGAGUUGUCAACGCGUCCUGAAAAGUACUUGGGAGACAUAGAAACAUGGGAUAAAGCUGAGGCUGCUCUCUCAGAAGCUUUAAAUGAAUUUGGGAGGCCAUGGCAGAUCAACGAAGGAGAUGGUGCAUUCUAUGGUCCAAAGAUCGAUAUUGGUGUUUUUGAUGCAUUAAACAGAAAAUUUCAAUGUGCAACUCUACAGUUGGACUUUCAACUUCCUCUUCGCUUCAAAUUGUCUUACUCAGCAGAAGAUGAAGCUAAACUUGAAAGACCUGUGAUGAUUCACAGGGCUAUCUUAGGCUCUGUUGAACGAAUGUUUGCCAUUCUUUUGGAACACUAUAAAGGAAAGUGGCCCUUCUGGCUUAGCCCUCGUCAAGCCAUUGUCUGUCCUGUAUCAGAAAAAUCUCAAAGUUAUGCCCAACAAGUACAUGAUAAGAUACACCAAGCUGGUUAUUAUGUUGAUGCUGACCUAACAGACAGAAAGAUACAGAAAAAGGUACGUGAGGCUCAGUUGGCACAAUACAACUACAUAUUAGUGGUGGGCGAGGAAGAAGCCAAGACCGGACAGGUAAGCGUCCGCGUCAGAGACGGAUCGGAUCAUUCUGUAAUGAGUCUGGAGGCUCUCCUCGAACAUUUCAAGGAGGAAGUUGCAGCCUUCCAUUAAAUGGUUCAAAAAUUGCCAAAGUCUUUUUCAUACUUAUUUUAUUGUGGAUUUAUCUCAAUGCUAGUGGGCUUUGGGUGGGUUAAAGAUUUCAACAGUGAAAUUGUGGAUUUAUCGCAUAUGUACUGUUAGUUCCUAGUUUGAAGCUGACGGCUGCUAUUUAUAGGUUGUCUUAUUUUGUAUUUCCAUACCAUUGUCUUUGUACUAUGAACCACUACUCUGGCCAGAUGAAUUGACGGUGGAUUUGCUUCA
Molecule: messenger RNA, 2479 nt
Organism: Musa acuminata AAA Group (dessert banana)
Lineage: Eukaryota; Viridiplantae; Streptophyta; Magnoliopsida; Zingiberales; Musaceae
Product: threonine--tRNA ligase, mitochondrial 1
Exons: 21
Coding region: 35-2230 (731 amino acids)
Biological process (GO): threonyl-tRNA aminoacylation
Cellular component (GO): mitochondrion; cytoplasm; chloroplast
Molecular function (GO): threonine-tRNA ligase activity; ATP binding
Source: RefSeq, a predicted model, not a curated record